Chenopodium quinoa (quinoa) is the source of this 1617-nucleotide messenger RNA. RefSeq lists its product as uncharacterized. Gene Ontology annotation, molecular function: catalytic activity. The transcript is spliced from 6 exons. The coding region runs from base 1 to 1617 and encodes 538 amino acids. The record is from RefSeq and is a predicted model, not a curated record. Lineage: Eukaryota; Viridiplantae; Streptophyta; Magnoliopsida; Caryophyllales; Amaranthaceae.
AUGAUAAAAAAGAAUAAAGUGGAGAAUCUUAAGGGGAGAUUGGGGUUUGAGAACUCUUUGGAAGUGGCAAGUAGGGGGAAGUCUGGUGGAUUAUGCUUGUACUGGAAGGAAAAAAUAGAUUUUAGAUUAGUUUCCUUCUCACAAAAUCAUAUAUAUGGGGAUAUUACUACUUCGGAGGGGAAUUGGCGCUUUGUUGGUGUAUAUGGGUGGCCGAAGGAAGAAGAUAAGCAUAGAUUGUGGAAUUUGAUUCGACACUUAUGCUUUGAAACCUCACUGCCGAUUCUAUUUGGAGGGGAUUUCAAUGAAUUCCUCUUUUAUGGUGAGAUAGAGGGAGGGGCGGAUAGAAAUAGAAGGGAAGUGGCUAACUUUAGAGACAUGGUUAAUGACUGCAGACUUCGAGAAUUGGGUUACACGGGAAGCUGGUAUACUUUGGAAAGAGGAAGCUCCGUGAAUACUUGGGUAAGGGAAAGAUUAGACAGGUUCUUGGCUUCUAGCUCAUCGCAUCGCUUGCUCCCCAAUGCUAUUGUUGAUCGAGCAUCUCGUUCGAUACAAGAAGCUUGGGACAAGUCAGAGGGUCGCACUACUACUGAAAGAUUAGUUGCAAUCGCUCAGGGACUUGGGGCAUGGAGUAAGGAAAAAUUUCGGAAGCUUGAUGAGGAAAUUGAUGAAACCGAAAAGGCAUUACUUGUGGCACAACAUAAAUCGAAUGAGGACAUAAUAGAAGAUGUUUUAACAAAAAAAUUUAAUUCUUUAUUCUCGUCUUCAUCUCCUCCUGAAAAUGACAUAAAGGAAACUCUUGAGAAUGUUAAUCAUUGCAUCAUAGCUGAUAUCAGCAGAGAACUCUUAAGGCCUUUUACUAAAGAUGAGAUUGCCGCGGCUCUAAAGCAAAUGCAGCCAUGCACACUUCGAACGACGCCUAGAGAUGCGGAAGGUCAUUUUAUCCUUAGUGAAGAGAAUUCUGCUCCUACUAAGAGUGGUUUUGACUCCAUUUGUGACCUCAUUGUGAGUUGGAAAAAGCUUGGACCGAAGACCAUACAAAGGGGCAUGUUUCUUACCUGGUGUAUUUGGGGUGUUCGAAAUAGUAAAGUUUUCCAGAAUAAAUCUUCUCCGAAUACAGUAAUUGUGGAGCGUGUGAACAGUUAUUUUAGCAACAAUUUAGAAGCGAAAUAUUUGAUUUAUUCUGUUGAUAUCAUGACUAGCAAUUCUCAAACUCGUCUAUACCUAGAUCUGUCUAAGGUUGAGUCUCUUGAUGGAAUUAAUUAUAAGAGAUGGUCACAAAGGAUGUUGAUUGCUUUUGAACAAGUAGAAAUUGAUUAUGUUUUGUUUAGAGAUGCUCCAAAACCCAUUGAGCAAACCAAUACCAUGAUUGAAAUUCCUAGUACUCCUGCUCCUGGGAAUAAAGAAUCUAGCUCUAGUCAAAGGAUUACUACUGUUAUUACUAAUGAAUCUGAAAUCAAGAAAUUUGAUCGUGAUAAUAAAUUCAUUAGAGGUCAUCUUUUGAACAGCAUGAAAAACAACAUCUUUGAUUUAUAUGUUAAUAUGAAAUCUGCUAAGGAGAUGUGGGAGUCUUUAGAGAAGAAAUAUGGUGCUGAUGAUGCUGGGAAAAAAAGUAUGUGA